Helianthus annuus (common sunflower) is the source of this 1626-nucleotide messenger RNA. Its product is annotated as aminoacylase-1. Gene Ontology annotation, cellular component: cytoplasm. Gene Ontology annotation, biological process: amino acid metabolic process. Bases 99 to 1424 code for a protein of 441 amino acids. The transcript has a single exon. Lineage: Eukaryota; Viridiplantae; Streptophyta; Magnoliopsida; Asterales; Asteraceae. The record is from RefSeq and is a predicted model, not a curated record. Gene Ontology annotation, molecular function: aminoacylase activity.
GAUAAUAUUAUAUAUUGUACUUGCGUCUGUGUGUGGAACUCAACCUACGACCAGUGGAAUCGAAACAGGAACACACACACUCACGUUGCAAAGCAACCAUGGUGGAACCAAUCUGGUACACACUCAUCCUCUCAACCCUCACUCUCACACUCACUCUCUCCACCGCAACACCACCACUUAACCCCGCCGUCAACCACUUCCAACAAUACCUCCGAAUCAACACCGCCCACCCAGACCCAGACUACACCACCGCAGUCUCCUUCCUCAACAACUUAGCCACAUCCAUCCCCAACCUCCAAACCCGAACCCUCCACCUAACCACCCCUAACAAACCUCUGCUUCUAGUCACUCUCCCCGGCUCCAACCCAUCACUCCCCUCAGUCCUACUCAACUCCCACCUUGACUCUGUCCCUGCUGAACCAUCCAAAUGGUCCCACCCCCCUUUUUCCGCUCUCAAAACCCCUGAUGGUAAAAUAUAUGCUAGAGGUGCACAGGAUGAUAAGUCUAUAGCUAUCCAGUACUUAGAAGCUAUUAGAAACAUUUUUCAACAAGAUCCCGGGUUUACACCGGUUCGAACGCUUCAUAUAUGUUAUGUCCCUGAUGAGGAGAUUGGUGGAUUCGAUGGGAUGGAUAAGUUUGCGGAGUCUAACCAGUUUAAGGAAAUGAAUGUUGGGUUUUUUCUAGAUGAGGGGCAGGCGUCGACCAACAACGAGUAUCGCGUGUUUUACGCGGAUCGGUCGCCUUGGGAUCUUGUUAUCAAGGCUACGGGCAAGCCGGGUCAUGGGUCCAGGAUGUAUGAUAAUAGCGCGAUGGAGAAUUUGAUGAAGAGUGUUGAGGUUGUGUCUAAGUUUAGGGAGAAUCAGUUUGAUUUGGUUAAGGCUGGUGUGUUGCCCAACUCUGAGGUUAUUUCGGCUAAUCCGGUUUAUUUAAAAGCGGGGAUUGAUUCUGGUGAUGGUAAGUUUGUGAUGAAUGUGCAGCCUUCUGAGGCGGAAGCGGGGUAUAAUAUUCGGUUGCCGCCAACUGCUGAUCCGGAUUUGUUGAAGAAACGGAUUGCUGAUGAGUGGGCGCCUGCGACAAGGAAUAUGAGUUAUCAUAUUGUUGAGAAAGGACCGCUGAGGGAUUAUAAGGGGCGGCCUUUGAUAACUGCGACGAAUGAUUCAAAUCCUUGGUGGACGGUUUUUAAAAAUGCUGUUGAGGCCUGCGGUGGGAAGCUUUCGAAACCGGAGAUAUUGGCUUCUACUACGGAUGCUAGGUAUAUGCGGGUACGUGGUAUUCCGUCACUUGGUUUUUCUCCUAUGAAGAACACUCCAAUUUUACUGCAUGAGCAUAAUGAGUUUUUGAAGGAUGCAGUCUUUUUGGAGGGAAUUAAGGUAUAUGAAUCCAUUAUUAAGGCAUUCAGUUCCUUUGAAGGGGCCACACCUUAAUACAGAUACUAGAUUGAAUAGUGGACCAUGGUCUUAUGUCAAUUUCCCUGAAUUUUGUUUCAACCUUUGUUUGAAUUUCAUGUCUCAUUGUUGUAUAAUGUAGUGACAGGUUGUCUGUAUAACAAAAUAACAAGGUGGUUUAUGCCUUUUGGCUUGUUUUGUAAUGGAUAUUAAUCAGCAGAAUGGUAUUUUUGAGUCGGAA